UUAACCACUGUUUGCUUCACAGUGGACACAAAAUAGCUUUGGGGUUCAUCAUAUUCAGUGAGGUAAAAACAGCUGAUAGCAAAAAAAAAAGAAAUUAGGGGGGGAAGUGCAUGUGAAAGUAGCCUAAUGCAGGUCCAGUCGGUGCCCCUCGGCUCUGUCACCAUCGGUCCGCAGUCUUGGCACGAUGGGACGGUCCGCUCCAUCCGGCGGGCUGAGCGCCUGGUGCGGCAGACUCGGGCCGGGCUGUCCGGGACUUCCAGCCGGCCCCCUAGCUGCAGCGCCGCCGCCAGUUUUACACCAAAGCGCACAGACUGCACAGCGGAAACAACCGAAGAUAAGAUCACAGAGGAGGAAUGCGGAGAGAAUCGUGACUCCAUCUGCAAAAAUAAGAUGUCGAGGCCCCAGACAACAGGAGCGAUGUUUCCAAGUGGCUCCCAGAGGAUGUCUGUGGCCCCGUUCCCACCUACCAGCUUGCGUGAGCGGUGUGCUGGGGCCAGCAUUGCCGUGGCCGGUGAGUACAUGCGAAGGGUGCGGGAGGUGGAGGGCCAGCUGCGCAGGCAAGCCGGCAGGGUGACCCAGGAGGGCAUCAAGCUGGAGAGGGAGAGGGGUCACCUUGAGAGGAUGCUGCGCAGCCUCAGGACUGAUCUGACCGUCAACAGGAGGAGCUCAGAGGGGAGGACUAGGAGGCCGUCCACUGCUGAGACAGAGAGAGAUGGAGCUGAUUACUUGUUGUUGUGUGAGAGAAAAGAGCUGGCCCAGUUGAAACAGGAUCUGGAAGGAGCGCUGAGAAACACACUGACCCAGCUACAGGCCCUGGGUCAGAGCAGCAAACACCUGUUGGACUGCGCCAGUGAGAGGGCUCGUGUCCUGGAGCUGCUGCCUCAUAGCAGCUCUGCUGGAGGACACCGCUGCGCUGCUCAGACCUUCACCAAAGCAGAUCCCGUCAGCCCCUUUACACCAGAAUGUAAACAGAUUUUAGAGUCGUCCAGUUUGACAGUCAACCAGUCACAGCUACUGAGGGAAAACAUCAGACAGAUGCUAACCAGUGCCAUCUCCAGGCAGAAAGCUGUUCACCAUACAGUCAAUGAUGGCCUGGUGAAGAAAAUCAGUGAGACAAUCGGUCUGCAGCAAAACCUAACUUUGAUGUCAGCAGCCACCAGACAGGCCAUGUUUCGCAAGCAGAGGGAAAUUAACUGUAUUCGGCAAAGCCACGACAGAGUGCAGGGUCCAGAGUACAGCGGUGACAUUCUGUCCAGAGAGAAACUCAACAGGCCUCUGGUGCAGGUUUAUCAGAGACACCCAGGGACACAGUUACCUGAGGCUGCUCAUCUCAUAGAGGGCAGUGCAGUGCUGAGGCGAUGUCUCAUGUCCUCUGAGGGUGAGCUGGCGAGGCUGCAGCGUGCCUUUCUACAGAUGCUGGACGACCAGCAUGGCAAGACAGCAGCAGCUCAGGUGGACGCAGCUGUCGUCCGCAUGAGGCGCCAGCAGGUCGACGUGCGAGCCAUGCCUUCUUUCCUCCAGCAGGGGGCAUGCAGGAGCCAACUCACAUUGUCUUGUGUUCGGUAGGGGUGCAGCAAGCAUGCAAGUAGAGAGGGAUGAUGGUGUUAAGUGUUUUUUGAGAAAGAGGGAGAAGCUGUGUGCAAAAUGUGCUGGAUUAAGAAGAAUUAAUGCUAUUUAAGGGAAUAGUGGGGUUUCUAGCUUUGUGGCAAGAGUUUGUGGAGCCCUUUCCUAUUUCAGUUACCCCAUGCACAAGGUCAGGUCUAUAAAGAAUUGGUUUUGACCAACUUGACUGGCCUGUAUAGACCCCUGACCUCAAACCCAUGCAACACCUUUGAGAUAAACUGAAAUGCAGAUCAUGAUCCAGGCCGUAUGCUCUUCUGGCUGAACUGGAGCAAAUCCCUGCAGUGUGAAAAGCCUUCACAGAAGAGUGGAGGCUGUGAUAGCAGAAGACUAAUGCCCACUGUUUCAGAAGGAACUCAACCACCACAUAAGGGUAGAAUGUUCAGGUGUCCACAUACUUUGUAUGUUCCUACACUGAGCUGCACACAGUUUUUUUUCCCUUUGUGCAGCAACAUUUUAAACACCGAAAUACAAAUUCAAACAAAUUCUUAACGAGUUACAAAACAAUGUGCAAGACUCUUGUGUUAAAAUCUUCCUGUUCAUGAAGAAAGCAAACUCUGAGGAUUUGUCUAAUGUAACAUAGGAAAGCUUAGACAUUUACUCAAUUAGCUGAUGCUUUUUUUAAUCCAAAGCAAAUUACAAUUGCUAUAUAUGUCAGAUUUUGCAAGCCUCUGGAGCAGCUAGGGGUUAAGUGUCUUGCUCAGGGACACAUUGGUGAUGUCACAGUGGGAAUCAAACUAGGUCUCUCAUACCAAAGGCACAUGUCAUCCUCU
Molecule: messenger RNA, 2393 nt
Organism: Micropterus dolomieu (smallmouth bass)
Lineage: Eukaryota; Metazoa; Chordata; Actinopteri; Centrarchiformes; Centrarchidae
Gene: tektl1
Product: coiled-coil domain containing 105
Exons: 8
Coding region: 127-1566 (479 amino acids)
Source: RefSeq, a predicted model, not a curated record